Molecule: messenger RNA, 456 nt
Organism: Linum tenue
Lineage: Eukaryota; Viridiplantae; Streptophyta; Magnoliopsida; Malpighiales; Linaceae
Source: the annotation of a GenBank genome assembly
ACGAUCAGAAUCGAGUGCGCGGCCGGCCGACCUUUUUCUGGCCGCGCCGCGUUUCUUUUCUCUUGUUUGCCGGCACGAUCAUCUUAUCUACAAGGUUGUGCGUUUUGUUUCGUCUCCGCUGAUCAACCAUCCCUCCCCUGUCUUCCGAGGGCGAUAAACGGAAGUCCUCCAUUCUGUCUUUUUCUUGUGGGACCAGCCGAGCAAGGGGCCACCACAUAUACGACAUUAACUUUUCAGCUGAAGCAGUCACAUGCGCAGACAUAUAUGUAUAUACACAUACAGCAUGGAGCAGCAACCGGGCAAGCGAUCUCGAUUACUUCUCCACAUAAAACACCACCGCCAUCACUCCUGUUCGGCUCGCCAUUCCCCAGCUGUCGUUUCCCCUUCGACCUGACGCAGCUAGCCGGUCGCACCACCUUUAGCUCCGUUGAGCACCGUAGACAGCAAGGUUUGGGG